Messenger RNA from Columba livia (rock pigeon), 1216 nucleotides. RefSeq names its product aquaporin-2-like. The record is from RefSeq and is a predicted model, not a curated record. The annotation marks the transcript as partial. Gene Ontology annotation, biological process: water transport; transmembrane transport. Gene Ontology annotation, molecular function: water channel activity. Gene Ontology annotation, cellular component: plasma membrane. The transcript has 5 exons. Lineage: Eukaryota; Metazoa; Chordata; Aves; Columbiformes; Columbidae.
GGCAGGGAGAGAGACACGGGGGACAGAGGCAUGAUGGGCAGGGACACGGGGGACAGGGACAUGGGGGGCACAGGAACACCCGCGCCCUCGCCUGCCGCCCCCCCAGGCACCAGCACAGGGACACCCUUGUCCCCAAGCGCUCGUCACUGGGUAUGGGGAGGUGCGUGUCCCCCCCAAAGCACCGUCCCCCCUGCCCCCCCACCCCGGCCUUUCAUCUCACCCUUUCAUCUCUCUCUGGUCGCUGUGGCAACACCCCGAUGUCCCCAUGCGUUGCCAUGGCACCCAGGGAUGCUCAGAGCCCCCCCGGACCCCCACAGCCCCCCGGGCUCUGCCCCAUCCUCAGCCCCCCCAGCACCCCAGGGUGUCUUGUGCCCAGUGUGGGGCUCCCCCACACCCGGGGGGCGGCGGGGCUGGGGGGGUGGUGGCAGUGCCGGGGGUGUCCCCUCCCUGGCGUCCCUGUGCCAGCUGCGCCAUGGCCAUCGGGGAGGAGCUGCGGAGCGGCUGCUUCUGGCGGGGGGUGCUGGUGGAGGCAGCAGCGACCUUCAUCUUCGUGGGGGUGGUCCUGGGCGCCUCGGCGUCCCCCGCGGCCCUGGCGCCGGCACUGGCCGGGGGGCUGGUGGCCGGGGCGCUGGGCUGUGCCCUCGGGGCGCCCCAGGCCAACCCGGCGCUCACGCUGGCGCUGAUGUGCACCCGCAAGGUGGGCGCCCUGCGCGGGGUCACCGCGCUCCUGGCACAGUGCGCCGGGGCCACGCUGGCCGCCGCUGCCGCCCGCACGGCGCUGCCCCACGGCGCCAGCCUCGUCACCACGGUGGGGACGGGGACGGCGGGACAGGCGCUGGCCUGGGAGAUUUUCGGCACCUUCCAGGUGGCGCUGGCUGCGUUCGGCACCGCCGGGCACGCGGCACCACAUGGCGGGCUGGCCCUGGGCAGCGCCGUGGCUGCCGGCGCCCUGGCCGCGGGGCCGUUCUCGGGGGGCUGCAUGAACCCCGCGCGCUCGCUGGGUCCGGCCAUUGUCACCGGCACCUGGGACGACCACUGGGUGUUCUGGCUGGGCCCGGUGCUGGGUGCGCUGCUGGCCGCGCUUUGCCACGACUUGCUCCUGGCCCCCGGUGCCCCCCGGGCGAAACUGGGCGCCUGCCUCACCUGCCGGGACGUGGCGCCGCUGGACACCCCCAGCCCGGCCCCCUCCUCGCCCUCCAACCGCAGCCCCCCGGCC